CGCCUGCCGGAAGCCGGCGUCUGCGACCACGCGCAGGCCCGUCUUCCCCACUAGAAGGGAAGUUCCACGAGAUCGAGGCUCUUGUCUGUCACUUGUUCGCUCUGUGUCAGCAUCCAGCACGGGCCUGGCACCGAGGUGGCUCUCAGUAAAUGGUUGUCGAAUGAAUGAGCUGCGUUUCUGAACGUCCGCUAGUGGAGUCCGGAGUGAACUCUGGUGUCGAGCGAAGAAGGCGCUGGUUCGUGUCCCCGUGCCCACAGACGCAGCCCUCAGCAGCACGUCUGAAAUUCAGAAAGGAUGGCAAAACAGAAGAGAAAAGUUACCGAAGUGACGGGGAAAAAGAACAAAAAGCUGAAGGUGUCCGCGCGAGAGACCCCGCUGGCACCUGAAGGCGCGCCGGGCGGGGAGGACGCGCGCCCCGAGGGAGCAGCGGCAUGCAGGGCCGUGCAGGAGACAGACCCCGAGCUGUCCCCAGAGGAGAAGAGGGUGCUCGAGAGGAAGCUGAAGAAGGAGCGGAAGAAAGAGGAGAGGAAGCGGCUGCGGGAGGCAGGCACUGCUGUGGCCCAGAAGCCGCCGGCCAGGCACUCGGGCGCCGAGCUGGCCCUGGACUACCUCUGCGGCUGGGCCCAGAAGCACCAGGACUGGAGGUUUCAGAAGACGAGGCAGACCUGGCUCCUGCUGCACAUGUACGACAGCGACAAGGUUCCCGACAAGCACUUCUCCACCCUGCUGGCCUACCUGGAGGGGCUCAGGGGCCGGGCCCGCGAGCUGACUGUGCAGAAAGCUGAAGCUCUGAUGCAGGAGCUGGACGAGGCGGGCGCCGCCAGCCCGGACCCCCUCCUGCUGGAGAAGACCCAGCGCCUCCGGCAGGUGCUCCAGCUGCUCUCCUAGGGGCGGCCGGCGGGUGAGGCCACUGCCGCAGCGCGGGGGGUCCAGCCUUUGUAGGAUGCAGCUGACCCCUCACCCAGGUGGGGGCCCGGCAUGGGGCAGGCAGGGUCGCCGGCCGGUGGGCGGUAGGUCCCUGCUUCUCCUGGCACCCGACCCUCAGAAGGACCGCCUCUCUCUCCUGACCCUCCUUGGCCAGAGACCGUUCACAGAUGACGAGUUUUAACCUGUUUACAGCAGAACGCGGUCACUCUGGAAUAACCUAGAGCCGCCACUCCUUACCUUCCCACUGCCCUCCAGCUGCCAAGGAAGUUGCUUUGUGAUGGAAAUGCCUAUUUUUCUACCAAAGAUCCCGCGCUCGCCCUUCGCACCAGCCUGGUCUGCAGCGUUGGGGUGUGGGGGUCCCCAAGUUUGGGCCUGUAUUUGCCGAGGGGCCCAGGCCUUGGCUUGUCCAUCUCUUGCCUCCCUCCUGGGGCCGUGCCACGGCCUCGCUGCCCACUUCCAGGGAAGACCUGGCUGUGUUUUCAAUAAAGACCUGCCCGUGUCGGCCGUG
Molecule: messenger RNA, 1435 nt
Organism: Equus quagga
Lineage: Eukaryota; Metazoa; Chordata; Mammalia; Perissodactyla; Equidae
Gene: CHLSN
Product: chromosome 7 C7orf50 homolog
Exons: 6
Coding region: 295-888 (197 amino acids)
Source: RefSeq, a predicted model, not a curated record